AACAAGGCUUUGGAGGAAGACGGAAGACGAGGAAGCGAGGGCGACAUGAAGAGCCCUGGUGGCUGACGAGUGCUCGGAAAGGAACACGUUUCCCGAUCACCACGAUCGGAUGACUGUAAACUGGGACGACCGUCUCUCCCACAGUUUACACUGGUGACCCCGACGUGAUCCGGGCUACUCGUGGACCACACCAUGGAGUCGAGCGAAGCCACCCGGCAGCACACCGCUCCUCCCGCAACCAGCUUCAGCUCGCCGGCACCCGAACCCGAGGCAGCAGGUCGGCUCACAGCCCUGCUAGCCACCAUCGCGACCCUCAUCGUCCGAGUACAGCAAAUGGAGGCCACCCAGCGUCGACUCAAAGGCGCAGCAUCGCAACUUGGCCGAAGCCAGCAUCAACGACGCCAUGAAAACCGCCCUCUAAAGCCAGCGCAUCCGUCAACCUACGAGAUCUGCUGGUACCACCAGCGCUUCGGUGCCAGAGCGCGUCGCUGCAAAGCGCCGUGCAGUUUCUCCCACCGCAACAAAGGUCGUCAUCGCAGCCGUCAGACGCCUCGCCCAUCAUGCCCUCCGACGCCAGCGUACCAAGACAGCUCUGUCUGCUGGUACCACCAGCGCUUCGGUGCCAAGGCCCGCCGCUGCGAAUCUCCGUGCAGCCAAGCGAAAAUCCCGGCCUCAGCACUUCUCUUCGUGCGGAAUACGAAGACCGUCAAACAACGCCGGAUUGACGCUGACGCCUCACUCAGCGCAUCUCCUCGCGGCAACCUACCGAAGCGACCGACGCCGACGCCAGCUCCACCCAACAAGCAGCCGGUAGCCGCCAGCGCGCCAACCAGCAACAUCGACCACUGCGAGCCUGCGUCUCCGGAAGAGACGCCGCACCAGCCUACGCAGCAGUCUCCUGCCUCUGCGACUCUGCCACCAUCAGCUGCUCAGUCGGACAGCAUGGAACUGCUGCCACAAGACACGCCGCCUGCAGAACGCCCAUCUCCAAGAGCAGCAGCACCGGGACCAGCUCCACCGCGAUCUAUCUUGCGCUCUCGCACCGAUCGCGACGUUCGAUCCCCACAGCGAUCUCGACGCGUCACGUUCGCGACCCGUCUAGGGAGGGGGUAGUGUAGGAGUUCCCUACAGCCGCGCACACCUGCUGCGCAUGUGUCGGUGCGCCAUUGCUUAUGUAUUCGUAUGCUCGUAUAUCCGCGCACACACGCUGCGCAUGUCGCAUGUUACUAGAUAGACCGUCUAGCGCAUGCGCGUAGUUUUUGUAUACCGUCAAACGUCCGUGUGUGCUGUACAUUAGUAAGAUCUGAAAUUUUGUA
This is a messenger RNA of Amphibalanus amphitrite, 1316 nucleotides long. RefSeq names its product translation initiation factor IF-2-like. The transcript has a single exon. Bases 193 to 1113 code for a protein of 306 amino acids. The record is from RefSeq and is a predicted model, not a curated record. Lineage: Eukaryota; Metazoa; Arthropoda; Thecostraca; Balanomorpha; Balanidae.